Thermothelomyces thermophilus ATCC 42464 is the source of this 2068-nucleotide messenger RNA. RefSeq lists its product as uncharacterized. Gene Ontology annotation, cellular component: Set1C/COMPASS complex. The transcript has a single exon. Lineage: Eukaryota; Fungi; Ascomycota; Sordariomycetes; Sordariales; Chaetomiaceae. The record is from RefSeq and is a predicted model, not a curated record. Gene Ontology annotation, biological process: positive regulation of DNA-templated transcription. Bases 225 to 1820 code for a protein of 531 amino acids.
CUUCUAUUCAACUCACACUUUCUCUCGUGUGCCUCACAGAAUCACGACGGCGUGAAACUUACGAGGCGUUUAAUCCAUCAGUUCAAAGGCAGCUGUGCGACUGUGAUGCCUGUUUGAACAAGCCUGGGCCUUACCAUGUGGGUCUGGAGAUUCACAAAACAGCUGGUGCCGGCCCGAAUCUCGCAUGGAUGAUGGCCUUCUCGUCCUCCUUCUUUACUCCCAAAAUGGCAUCCGCCAGCGACGAGCAGCAGCAGCAGGAUCCUCAGCCAAUCAAGCAAGAACCGGUGGCUGAAGGAGAGCCUGGCCAUUCUUUGCCCGACAUGUCUCGUUCCGACAAUAGUCAGGCUCCGCAAGAUGCUGCCGAUGGCAACGACCACGAGAUGGGCGACAACAACGACAACAACAACAACAACAACAACGAUGGCGGCGCCGCCGUGGGGAGCGCAGCCAGCACAGCGUCUAAGAGUGUCGCUUCCAGCAACAACAAUAACAACAACAACAACACCAAAAAGAAGAAGGGCACCGCUGCCGCCGUCAAGGGCCCUUCGAAACGCGGGCGUCCCGGCGGCGCCAAGAAGACCAAGGGCGGCGGAACCAAAAAGGCGAAGACGGAUGCCACGGCAAGGCAGGCCUGCGGCGACGGCGGCAACUCGAGCGAGUCCGACAACGGGCCCUACUGCCUCUGCCGCGGCCCAGACGAUCACCGCUUCAUGAUCGCCUGCGACCGGUGCGAGGACUGGUUCCACGGCGAGUGCAUCGGCAUGGACAAGCACACGGGCGAGAACCUGGUACAAAAGUACAUCUGUCCGAACUGCACCGACGGCGGCCGGUACUCGACGCGCUACAAGAAGAUGUGCUCGCUUGCCGGCUGCAACAAUCCGGCGCGCAUCUACGACUCGGCCCGUCCCAGCAUCUUUUGCUCGUCCGAGCACUGCCAGGCCUGGUGGGAGCAGCUCAUCGCCACCCUGCCGCGAACCAAAUCCGGCUCGGACGCCGACGAGCUGACCCAGGAGGAGUUCAUGGGCCUGCUCGACGCCUCCCGCACAUCCUCCUCGCCAGACGACACGCGCCCCUGGCGCCUCGGCACCCCGCCGUUCUCCACGCCGUCCAACUUCUGGGACCUGCCCGCCUCCUCGCACGCGCUCACGCCGGAGGAGCAGGAGUUCCUCACCGCGUCCGCCACGGCCCGCUACCAGCUCGGCGAGGAGAUCGUCCUCUGCAAGAAGAUGCUCCAGCUGAUCGAGAUGGCCCUGAAGCAGCGCGAGGCGGCCAUCGCCGCCGGCAAGGGCACCGCCAAGGACCUGUGCGGCUACGACUCGCGGCUCGACACGGUCGGCGCCACCCGCCAGUUCGCCAUGUUCCUCCAGACCCCGGAAGGCGAGGCGGCCCUGUCCAAGUUCGGCACCACCGCCACGACAACAACGACAACGACCACCACCACCACCAACGGUACCACCAACGGUACCACCAACGGUACCACCAACGGCACCACCAACGGCACCGCCGCGGUGAACGGAGCCGCCUCGGACUCGAUCCCGACCAACGCAGUCGCCGCCGCGGCCGGCGCCAGCUCCAUGCCCGGCAGCGAUCCGGACUUCCCUUACAUGUGCCCCAAGAAGAAGUGCAAGCCGCACAACGGCUGGAGCGCCAUCCUCACCAAGAGCGUCAAGCGCGACAUCAAGGAGCUCGCGGCGCAGGCCAAGGAGAUGCUCGAUGCCGAGCAGCGCGUGCGCGACGGCGCCGCCGGCCGGUUCCGGCGGCGGAUGAAGGAGGGGAACAGGGUCAUCGUCCUCUCCGACGGAGCGAUGGACGGCUCAUGAGGCAGGCAGGCAGGACGGAACGGAACCGUCAUGUCUUUGUCUGGAAUGGUGGAAUCCGAAAGAGGGGGUCGAAUAGGAAAGGCUGUGUUCUGUCAACUUGGGCAUCUCGCAUUUGAGCAAUGGAGUUGAGCAAGGGAGUUAUGGUUAUGAAAGAAAGAUCUCGGUAACUGGAUCCGGAAAACUAGGUAAUAAUGCAACGAAUGAACAAUCGGGCUUGAUAUCCUGAAUUGCCAGAUGGGGCUCUCGAA